AGUGGAUUUUAAUAUGACAUUUUCAAUUAUUUGCCAGAAAAUAUACUUCUUAUAAUAAGCCAUAAAAUUUACUAAUCCGAAAUAUCAUACAAAUGCUCCUUGACUUAAGAUGAGGUUACUGUUAUGUCCUGAUAAAUCCAUCAUAAAUUGAAAAUAUCUUAAGUAAAAACGCUUUUAAUAGCUUAGCCUACCUUACCUUAAACAUACUCAGAACACAUACAUUAGGCUACAGUUGGGCAAAAUCACCUUGCUGCUGCCCAGCAUCAUGAGAAAUUGUCGUACUGCAUAUGGCUAGCCCAGAAAAGGAUCUAAAUUUGAGGUUCUACUGAAUGUACAUGACUUCGGCACCAUGGUAAAGUCAGACCAUGGGAAGUCAGGGCCAUCUGUACCUGGAAACUGAAAACAAAAAACAGCGCAUGAUGGUACGAGCUGCAGUUUUGAAGAUGAAGGAUCCCAAACAAAUUAUCCGGGACAUGGAGAAAUUGGAUGAAAUGGAGUUUAACCCAGUGCAACAGCCACAAUUAAAUGAGAAGGUGCUGAAAGACAAGCGUAAAAAGCUGCGUGAAACCUUUGAACGUAUUCUACGACUCUAUGAAAAAGAGAAUCCAGAUAUUUACAAAGAAUUGAGAAAGCUAGAAGUAGAAUAUGAACAGAAAAGGGCUCAACUUAGCCAAUAUUUUGAUGCUGUGAAGAAUGCUCAGCAUGUGGAAGUGGAUAGUAUCCCUUUGCCGGAUAUGCCUCAUGCUCCUUCCAACAUCUUGAUCCAAGAUAUUCCACUUCCUGGUGCCCAGCCACCCUCCAUCCUUAAGAAGACCUCAGCCUAUGGGCCUCCUACUAGGGCAGUCUCUAUUCUUCCUCUUCUUGGGCAUGGUGUUCCACGUUUGCCCCCUGGUAGAAAGCCUCCUGGUCCGCCCCCUGGUCCACCUCCUCCUCAGGUCUUGCAAAUGUAUGGCCGAAAAGUGGGUUUUGCCCUGGAUCUUCCCCCUCGCCGGCGAGAUGAAGACAUGUUAUAUAGUCCUGAACUUGCUCAAAGGGGUCAUGAUGAUGAUGUUUCCAGCACCAGUGAAGAUGAUGGCUAUCCUGAGGACAUGGAUCAAGAUAAGCAUGAUGACAGUACUGAUGACAGCGACACUGACCGAUCAGAUGGAGAAAGUGAAGGAGAUGAAUUUGUGCACCGAGAUGAUAAUGAAAGAAGUAACAAUGAAGAAAAAAAAUCAGGUCUGAGUGUACGAUUCGCAGAUAUGCCUGGGAAAUCAAGGAAGAAGAAGAAGAACAUUAAGGAGCUGACUCCUCUUCAAGCUAUGAUGCUUCGAAUGGCAGGUCAGGAAAUCCCUGAGGAGGGACGAGAAGUAGAGGAGUUUUCAGAGGAUGAUGAUGAAGGUGAUUCAGACGAUUCUGAAGCAGAAAAGCAGUCACAAAAGCAGCAUAAAGAGGAGUCUCUUUCUGAUGGCACAUCUGCUUCCUCACAGCAGCAAGCUCCCCCACAGUCUGUUCCCCCUUCUCAGAUACAGGCACCUCCCAUGCCAGGACCACCUCCUCUUGGACCACCUCCUGCUCCACCUUUACGGCCACCUGGACCACCUACAGGCCUUCCUCCUGGACCACCUCCAGGAGCUCCUCCAUUCCUGAGACCACCUGGAAUGCCAGGACUCCGAGGGCCUUUACCCCGACUUUUACCUCCAGGGCCACCACCAGGCCGACCCCCUGGCCCUCCUCCGGGUCCACCUCCAGGUCUGCCUCCUGGCCCUCCUCCUCGGGGACCCCCACCAAGGCUACCUCCCCCUGCACCUCCAGGUAUCCCUCCACCUCGUCCUGGCAUGAUGCGCCCACCUUUGGUGCCUCCACUCGGACCUGCCCCACCUGGGCUUUUCCCACCGGCUCCCUUGCCAAACCCAGGAGUUUUAAGUGCUCCACCCAACUUGAUUCAGCGACCCAAGGCGGAUGACACCAGUGCAGCCACCAUUGAGAAGAAAGCCACAGCAACCAUCAGUGCCAAGCCACAAAUCACUAAUCCCAAGGCAGAGAUUACUCGGUUCGUGCCCACCGCACUGAGGGUCCGCCGGGAGAAUAAAGGGGCCACUGCUGCUCCCCAGAGAAAGUCAGAGGAUGAUUCUGCUGUGCCUCUUGCCAAAGCAGCUCCCAAAUCUGGUCCAACUGUUCCUGUCUCAGUACAAACUAAGGAUGAUGUAUAUGAAGCUUUUAUGAAAGAAAUGGAAGGGCUGCUGUGACAACUUUUGAUGCUGGAUCACACUUCUGUUCAUAUCAUUGGUUCGUGGAAAAAGAGGCUCUUAGGAAACUUAGACAAAAGAGCUACUUUUAUUGUCAGGGUAUUUUCUAAUUUCAGUUGAAGGAAUAUCUAGAAGUUUAGUCUUGUUUGGAAUUCACUGCAUACAAGAAAGGGUAUUUCACUCAGGCUAGGUUGGUUACUGAAGCAGUUCUGCUGCAAACGUCCAUUCCCUUUCAUACCACCACCUUCAUCCCAUUUCUUCCCCUCUCCAGUCCUUUGGAACUUGUGAUCUGGGGCAUAUUUGUAUGGAUUCUCUUGUGUGCUGUGGACUCUGGAGUAGAGAUUUUUUGGGGGAGGAAACAGUUUAUUUUACUCCAUCUUGCCUUUUGUGUUUAUUUUUAAUAUUUUCUUGUAAAUAUUUUGUAAUAUUGUAGUGAAAUGGAUCACAACGUCAUUUCCUAAUACAAAGCAAGACAUGUGGGAAGAAAAUGUACAAUUCCUUAAUUAAAAUUAUUUCCCACUGACAUAAACUUUGAGUGUUUCAUGAAAUAAAUGUUCUACCCCAAGA
Molecule: messenger RNA, 2795 nt
Organism: Pipistrellus kuhlii (Kuhl's pipistrelle)
Lineage: Eukaryota; Metazoa; Chordata; Mammalia; Chiroptera; Vespertilionidae
Gene: WBP11
Product: WW domain binding protein 11
Exons: 10
Coding region: 366-2228 (620 amino acids)
Biological process (GO): mRNA cis splicing, via spliceosome
Cellular component (GO): spliceosomal complex
Source: RefSeq, a predicted model, not a curated record